ACCAAGGGGACAUCAUCUUUCGGUAAACGCCGAAACAAGACCCACACCUUGUGCCGUCGCUGUGGGGCCAAGGCUUAUCACCUGCAGAAGUCUUCCUGCGGCAAGUGUGGCUACCCCGAAAAGCGCAAGAGAAAGUACAACUGGAGCGCUAAGGCCAAGAGGAGGAACACCACUGGGACUGGUCGUCUGAGACACCUGAAGGUUGUUUACCGCAGAUUCAG
Molecule: messenger RNA, 221 nt
Organism: Nematolebias whitei (Rio pearlfish)
Lineage: Eukaryota; Metazoa; Chordata; Actinopteri; Cyprinodontiformes; Rivulidae
Product: 60S ribosomal protein L37
Biological process (GO): translation
Cellular component (GO): ribosome; cytosolic large ribosomal subunit
Molecular function (GO): RNA binding; structural constituent of ribosome
Source: RefSeq, a predicted model, not a curated record